UCUCACCUCACGCGCUGCCAUGGCGACGGCUGGCCUCGACGACGACUCGCUGCAGCAGCUGCGGAGCCGCGCGACGCAGCUGCUGCUCAAGGAGGACUGGAAGGAGUACAUCGCCGUCUGCUCGCUCAUCGCCGCGGCCGGCUGCAAGGACCGCCGCGUCCUCUGCUCCGCGCUCGCCCGCCGCGCCGACGCCCGGGCCCGCCUCGGUGACGCCCCCGGCGCGCUCGCCGACUGCGACGCCGCGCUGGCGGCCGACCCGGCGCACCCCGGGGCGCUGCUCUCCAAGGGCGCGGUCCUGCGCGGCCUCGGCCGGUACGCGCGCGCCGCCGAGUGCUUCCGCGCUGCGCUCGCCGCGAGCGGCACCGACGAGGUGCGGGAGAUGAUCGAGCAGUGCAAGCGGCUGGAGGCGCAGGCGAGGAGCGGCGCGGUGGACUUGUCGGAGUGGGUGCUCGCCGGGUUCUCCGGGAAGUGCCCGGACCUCGCGGAGCACGUCGGGCCGGUGGAGGUGCGCCGGUCCUCGCACGGCGGCCGUGGGGUUUUCGCGGUGAAGAACAUCGAUGCGGGAGCCACCCUCUUGAUCUCCAAGGCGGUGGCGAUCGGAAGGGGAGUAAUCACGGACGCGGCCGAUAGCUGCGAGAAGAUGGUGGUGUGGAAGGACUUCGUCGACAAGGUGCUCGACGCCGCCGAAAAGUGCCCAAAGACGGCAUCUCUGAUCUAUACUCUCUCCACCGGCGAGGAGCCAGAAGACGAGCUCCCCGUCCCGGACAUAGCGCAGUUCAAGCAAGAAGCGGAGGAGCCCGACGAUGGCACGGCCGCGGCGACGGAGUCAGCGCCAGAGGUGACUCUGGAUGUGGACAAGAUCUUGAAAUUGCUCGACGUCAAUUGCUUGACCGAGGACGCAGCGCCGUCCUCCAAUCUGCUCGGCAGCAAUGGCGUCGUCAACUGCGGCGUAGGGCUGUGGGUCUUGCUGGCGUUCAUUAACCACUCGUGCCACCCAAACGCCCGGCGCACCCACGUCGGCGACCAUGCCAUUGUUCACGCGUCAAGGGACAUCAAAGCCGGGGAGGAGAUCACCUUCGCCUACUUCGACGUGCUCACCCCGGUGGGCAGGCGCAGGGAGGCGGCCAGAGCGUGGGGCUUCGAAUGCCAGUGCGACCGGUGCAGGUUCGAAGCCGGCGACGCCAUUCUCGGGCAAGAACUCGCGAGAUUGGAGAACGAGCUGGUCAACGGCGGAGGAGACAUGGGAGCACUGGUGGUGCGGCUCGAGGAGAAGAUGAGGAAGUCCAUGGUGAAGGAGAGGAGGAAGGCGUUCUUGCGCGCGUCGUUCUGGGGCGCGUACUCCGCCUUGUUCGGCUCCGACAAGCUGGUGAGGAAGUGGGGGAGGCGGGUUCCCGGCGAGGCCGCUGUCGCAGAGAGCGUCGCAGGGGCGAUCGGCGGCAACGAGAGCGUGCUGAGGGCGAUGCUGAGAGGCGCCGGCAACGGCGACGGCUGCGGCAACCGGCUCGAGGUGGAAGACAAGGUGGUGAGGAUUGGGAGGGCUACGUAUGGCAAGGUGGUGAAGAGGCAGGCAAUGAGAGCUCUCUUCAAACUCACAUUGGAUGCUGACAGCAACAAAAGCCUCUAGAUUUUGAUACUUCUGAUCAGUACUCAUUAGCCCAGUAGCAGAUGAGAUAUUUAUUCAGCAAAUAAUCUGGUUUGCUCGAAGCUUGUAAUAAGAGGAGUGUGGGCAAGAAUCAAGAUCAUUAGUAAGAGCAAUAUUUUCAUGCUCUUUUGAUCUUGGUUUCAGACUUGCUACAGUGUUGACAUCAGUUAUUUCUCAAUUCAGUUGUAGUAUUCAUUGUUGCAUCACAAAGGAUAAA
This is a messenger RNA of Oryza brachyantha (malo sina), 1859 nucleotides long. RefSeq names its product methyltransferase FGSG_00040. Bases 20 to 1624 code for a protein of 534 amino acids. The transcript has a single exon. Gene Ontology annotation, molecular function: protein binding. The record is from RefSeq and is a predicted model, not a curated record. Lineage: Eukaryota; Viridiplantae; Streptophyta; Magnoliopsida; Poales; Poaceae.